GCGGCAGGCGCUCGGCGCUCGUGAGGAGAUCGCGGAGCCAGGCGGGCCGGCUGACCAGGAGCCGGCAGGCACAGCACAAGCUCUGUCCACUAACUCGGGGCGCCACUGCACCCGCAGUCGGGAAGCGAGAUGAAGAUGGUCGCGCCCUGGACGCGGUUCUACUCCAACAGCUGCUGCUUGUGCUGCCAUGUCCGCACAGGCACCAUCCUGCUCGGCGUGUGGUACCUGAUCAGCAACGCUGUCGUCCUGUUGAUCCUGCUGAGUGCACUGGCCGACCCAGACCAGUAUCACUUCUCAAGUUCUGAACUAGGAGGAGACAUUGAGUUCAUGGAUGAUGCCAAUAUGUGCAUUGCGAUUGCAAUUUCUCUUCUGAUGAUCCUGAUCUGUGCGAUGGCCACCUAUGGGGCCUACAAGCAACACGCCGCCUGGCUCAUCCCAUUCUUCUGUUACCAGAUCUUUGAUUUUGCUCUGAACACGUUGUUUGCAAUCACUGUGCUGGUUUAUCCCAACUCCAUUCAAGAAUACAUACGCCAACUGCCUCCUAAUUUCCCCUACAGAGAGGAUAUCAUCUCCGUGAAUCCUACCUGUUUGGUCCUUAUUAUUCUUCUGUUUAUCAGCAUUAUCUUGGCUUUGAAGGGCUACCUGAUCAGCUGCGUGUGGAACUGCUACCGCUACAUCAACAGCAGGAACGCCUCCGACGUGCUGGUGUACGUGACCGGCAACGACACUACGGUGCUGUUGCCCCCGUAUGAUGACGCCACGGUGAAUGGGGCUACUAAGGAGCCACCGCCCCCAUACGUGUCUGCUUAAGCCAGGGAGCAGGGCAGCGGAGCAGACAGCAGCGGCUGGAUGUCCCGGGCAUGCGCAGUUCUGCAGUUCCCCCGCCGGGACUUACCACUUAGAUGUUAAGUUGAAAUCCUCCGUAGUCUCACACAUUUGCUUGAGCUAGAACACUGUGAUAGGUUAGCCUUGGGGUUCCUCCUGUUGGGGUGGGGGUGUAACAGGCUCCAUUAGUCUUUCCUGGGUAGGCAUCGAAGGUACUAGCCCCAAAUAUGGACGGACCUUGAGUCAGAGAAAUCUCAUUUUUCUACCCUGUGGGACAAUGAUGAUCAUCCUUUUUUUCCCUUUCUGUUCUCUGUAUCUGGUUUAGAAAGUAUAAAA
Messenger RNA from Ochotona curzoniae (black-lipped pika), 1161 nucleotides. It is a transcript of the gene LAPTM4B, whose product is annotated as lysosomal protein transmembrane 4 beta. The record is from RefSeq and is a predicted model, not a curated record. Gene Ontology annotation, cellular component: lysosomal membrane. The transcript has 7 exons. Bases 130 to 810 code for a protein of 226 amino acids. NCBI's taxonomy places the organism in Eukaryota, Metazoa, Chordata, Mammalia, Lagomorpha, Ochotonidae.